CAAGUUCGAAAAGGCUUUGGGGAGAUAUCCAUUGGCAUUGCAUUGCAUAAACAGCCUACUCCUCCUAGUCCACUGGCUUGGUACCUAGGAAGGAUGGAGAGGCACCAUCUGUUUUUUUCUUGUUUUUUCUUCUUUAUAGAUACAUAUCAGAAAAGAAAAGGCGCCGAUGAUCAUAUCAGAAUCAUAUUAAAAUCUCAUCUGCAUGUAAAAGCGAGGUCUCCACCACUUACUUGCCUGCUGUCUCUCUCUAAUUACCUAUGCUUCUUGUCGCACUGUUAUCAGGGGUUAAACUCUCAUGCUACCUCGGACGUGUACAGAGCGGCAGAAAGGGAGAAUAUCACUGCCCCUAUUUCGAGACACGAAACCCAACGCGUGCCCUGCCCGAGCACGUAUUUCAGGCAUUAGUCUUGCCCUGCCUCGCGUAUACCUGCCUACAUAUCUCUUGCGUUGGUGCCUCUGCCUGGACCUACCUCCCAAGGAAGGUUACUAAUACCUUCCCAGCAUUCAUAUAUACCGUACCCGUUGACAUUAUUUUGAACAUCCAUUUCUACAUUACGUACAGCCGAGACCCGCAGAUCCGAAUCACACACAAGAUAGGUAGCACUUGUUUACGGCGAGUAGUCGGCAUUGAGAUGGAUGUAUAGAAGAUAAACUGGGAAUUUGUCCAGACCGGACGGCCCAUGGAUAACGCCAACGCCUCCGUAGUCAUUCAAGCCUGCAAUAUGCAACCGACUGGAAAGGCUACAAGUACCUAUUC
Molecule: messenger RNA, 757 nt
Organism: Lasiosphaeria miniovina
Lineage: Eukaryota; Fungi; Ascomycota; Sordariomycetes; Sordariales; Lasiosphaeriaceae
Exons: 1
Coding region: 258-644 (128 amino acids)
Source: RefSeq, a predicted model, not a curated record